GUAUCAAAUGAUUUUGACGUCAUUUGUGUUAUAAAUUGAAAUGUUUUGGAUGUGUUGUUAAAGUGAAGACAAAUAAUUGAUUUGUUUUUAUAAUUACUUUGAAGAAGUAAUCAAAGACUUUGUUUUCAUAUAUACUAUCACUUGAUUUGAAACGGAUUGUAACCAUCAAUACCAACAAUGCCACCGAAGAAGGUAUCAACUAAUCAGCCGUCGAAGAAAACGGAACAAAAGAAGAAGGAGAAAAUUGUCGAAGACAAAACAUUUGGUAUAAAGAAUAAGAAGGGAACUAAACAACAGAAAUUUAUUCAACAAGUGAACAAUCAGGUCAAACAAAUGGGACAGAAAAAGACUGAUAUACAACCAAAUCAAGCGGUGGUUAAAAAGGAAGAAAAGAAGAAACUGACGGAUGAAAUGAACCAAUUGUUCCGUCCGGUGACGACUCAGAAAGUUGAGAAAGGAGUCGAUCCUAAGUCUGUUUUGUGCGCAUUCUUCAAGUCCGGUCAAUGCGGUAAAGGAGACAAAUGUAAGUUUAGUCACGACGUGUCUGUCGAACGCAAGAGCGAGAAGAAGAGUUUUUACGUCGAUGUAAGGAAUGAAGACAAUAUGGAGAAUUGGGACGAAGAAAAACUUAAAGAAGUUGUCGAGAAAAAACACGGAGAAAGGGAAAAGAAGUUACCGUCGACUGACAUCAUUUGCAAACAUUUCAUUGACGCUCUGGAAACAAAUAAAUACGGCUGGUUUUGGGAUUGUCCUAAUGGUGGCGAUAAAUGUCAUUACAGACAUUGUCUUCCGCCAGGAUUUGUGCUAAAUAAGGAUAAGAAGAAACAGGAAAAGAAAGAUGACAUCACUAUUGAAGAAUUGGUUGAAAUAGAGAGAGCAAAGCUUGGAUACAAUUUAACAAAAAUAACUUUAGAGUCGUUUCUGGAGUGGAAACGAAAGAAAAUCGAUGAGAGGUCUGAAAGUGAUAAAAAAGAGAGCGAACGGAAACGCGCCGAAUAUAAAGCCGGCAAAAAUGUUGGACUCAGCGGUCGAGAAAUGUUUACUUUUAAUCCAGAUUUAGCUUUAGAUGAAGACAUGGAGGAAGGAGAAGACGCUUAUGUCCACACAAAUGAUGACAGUGAUGAAGAAGAUAAUCUGGUUUACAGAGAAAUUAAUAUUGAAAAUCUUUUAGUUGAUGUCAAAGCAGCGGAUGGAACGGGAACUCAAUGUACGACAAGAGAAUUUCAUACAAACACAGAACCGACUAAAUCAAUGGCAGAAGGAGGUGAAGCCGAAUCCAACACCUGUAUAGUUAACGAACCAAUUGAUGAAUCACUUUUUGAUUGCGAAGAUUUAGAUGAAUUGGACGAAGAAAUAAAUUCAUUGUCGUUAGAAAAAUAAAUGAAAUAAUAUUUUAAUUAAUUAUUUUUAAG
This is a messenger RNA of Oppia nitens, 1412 nucleotides long. Its product is annotated as zinc finger CCCH domain-containing protein 15-like. Lineage: Eukaryota; Metazoa; Arthropoda; Arachnida; Sarcoptiformes; Oppiidae. Gene Ontology annotation, molecular function: mRNA binding; metal ion binding. The record is from RefSeq and is a predicted model, not a curated record. Gene Ontology annotation, cellular component: cytosol. The coding region runs from base 178 to 1380 and encodes 400 amino acids. Gene Ontology annotation, biological process: cytoplasmic translation. The transcript has 4 exons.